Messenger RNA from Ruditapes philippinarum (Manila clam), 1106 nucleotides. Its product is annotated as E3 ubiquitin-protein ligase TRIM45-like. The transcript has 2 exons. The coding region runs from base 124 to 1050 and encodes 308 amino acids. Gene Ontology annotation, molecular function: zinc ion binding. NCBI's taxonomy places the organism in Eukaryota, Metazoa, Mollusca, Bivalvia, Venerida, Veneridae. The record is from RefSeq and is a predicted model, not a curated record.
CCAUAUCGAUCGGAUUACUUUAUAAUACAGUUGUUUACGCAAAGCAAGUUUUAUGGGAUUUAACUUUACUUGUAAAAAUUGUUUUCUAAAAGAAUAUAACAUUAAUUUAGUACAUGUAUUGAAAUGGCUGUAGCGGAGGGUAUGGUUUCUGUUGAUGAAAAAUCUGAAAACGUAGGAGAUAUUAUGUGUAAACCGUGCAUUUUUGAUGGAAAUGUAACAUCAGCUAAAUGCCGUUGUAAUGAAUGUCAAGAGAACAUGUGUACGGAGUGUUUUCAGCAUCAUCGGAGGGGAAAGAUGUGUAGGAACCAUACGUUUUUGGAUACUGCUUGUAUUGAUGGUUCGUCGGCUGUGGACGAAGAAUUAGGAGGUUUGCAAGAUAUAUGUCCGAAGCACGAUCAACAACCUUUGACAUUUUAUUGCGCAACGCAUCGAGUGAUUGGCUGUAGAGACUGCAUAAUCUUCGAACAUAAAACAUGUAAAGUAUCAGAUAUAUCGGAUAAGACGAUGAGUUUAGAUAAUGUAGAUAAAAAUGAAUACUUAGACGAAGCCAUAAAAGAGAUUGAAAACUGCAGCAUCGAAAUAAAAGAAUACGAAAAGGAGAUAAAAACAAAUAUGGACAGUACACAUGCUACACAUAAAACAUUCACCAGCGACGCCGAACGCUUUAGGAAAACAAUAAAGGAAAAGAUGGAUUACUUGAUUUUUGAUGCUUGUGAAGAGGCAAACGAUACAAAAACCGAGACUUUAAGAUGUUUAGAGAAGCUAGAAGUAAAUGCAUCAAAUAUGAGAGAAGAGCUAUCUGCAAUUAAAAGGACAAUGGAGAUAGAGCAAAAUGAUCCGAUAAGGUUAUUUGUCACGGCAAUACGUUCGCGAAAAAAAAUGAAAGAUAUAAAGGAAACUUUUGCUAGAUUUGAAAAAAGUAAUAGAGCUAGAACAUUUACGUUCAUAAGACAGGAAACCAUAGGAAAUGUGAUUGAAGGAUGUAAGGGAAUUGAUUUAAUUCAAAGAAUUCCAGAUGCCGAACAUGACAAGCGAAACGUAAGUCCUUGAACACCUCUUUGUUUAAGAUGUUUGAUUUUCUUUCCCCAAUCUUUUCUUUAAAGCAU